Molecule: messenger RNA, 2458 nt
Organism: Mytilus trossulus (common blue mussel)
Lineage: Eukaryota; Metazoa; Mollusca; Bivalvia; Mytilida; Mytilidae
Product: molluscan insulin-related peptide 3-like
Exons: 3
Coding region: 202-648 (148 amino acids)
Cellular component (GO): extracellular region
Molecular function (GO): hormone activity
Source: RefSeq, a predicted model, not a curated record
ACCGGUGACAAACUGUACAAUAGUCGGGUUUUGUCUGGAAAUUGAGGAUAUUGGAGGUCUUUUUUCCUACAUUUGAAAUAUUCAUGGUUUUUAUAGGAAAUUAAUGACUUCAUAUGGCUUUAUUUCUUUAUCUGUAAAUAUAAAGAAAAAGAUCUAAGGACUUUUGCGAACGAGAUAAGAACUGUGUUAAAAUAGAAGUUAAUGCGACGGACAAAGGCCGAACGGCCGAAGUGCUGCAGGAAGAAGAUGAGCAUUAGUGGCCUUUGGUCCUACGUUUUAUUUGUGAUAUUAAUGCCAAUUUCUCCAACGCUGGCCGGGCUAGAUAAAACUUGUACGUCAGAGGCACGUGAUCACCAACAUGGUUUAUGUGGACGAGGACUUUCAGAGACAUUACAACUUAUAUGUAUGGGACAAUAUAACAUUCCAGUGCCAGGAAAACGAGACGUCGACGAAGAUCAAUAUCCACGAGUUUCGCGAUUACAAGGGAUAAUUUUAGGAAAAAGAGAAGCAUUUUCAUAUCUUUCAAAGAGAUCUUCAGCCAUACGAUUUCAAGGGAUAAUUUGUGAAUGUUGUUACAAUCAAUGUGGUUAUGACGAAUUACUUCAAUAUUGUUCGUUUCGUAAAAAGAGAGAUUUACCCCAUAAAUAGAUAUUAAUUAUAUUGUGUUUCCCUGUGGUUUAUUUUGAUCUCAGUGGUAAGAAUCUCCUGAGGGGUGAUACUAAAUGAUAUUAAAUGAACAAUAUUGGCAGGCAUGUUGUAUAAAACAGUUUUUCUUACGGGUACUUUGACGGGUUUUAAGUAAUUAAUUUAAGAUAGAUCGGGUGUCUCCCGCCAUCUUGGAUUGUAAAAUAGCAGGAAACAAUCGGUCCAUGUAUUUAAGCAAACUGCCAAAAUUUAAGAGAAUAAUGUAAAUUUUGGUAAAACUUUUGAACGAAAUGAAGAAAAUCACGAUUUUUUAAGACUAUUUUUUUUUUUAUACAGAAUAGGUUUUGAUUUGAUCUAUUUAUUUUCCUCAUUUUUUGCCAUCUAAGUUGAGCUAACCCAGAUACGAAACCUUUAUAAAUUUUAUGUGAUUUUCUAUGCUUAAUUAAACUGACCUUGUUUUUAAACCAAUCUAAUUGGAAUGCAGUGACAGUUUUUACGAAUUUGUGAAUUGCUGAUCUUAUUGUUGGUUUGUUGUCUCUUUGACUUUUACCCUUUUUGUUUUUGUACUAUGAAUUUUACAUAUUUUGUAAUAUUUCAGCAACAUAUUUGAUUUAUUAAAAGCAUUUCGAAAUAAUAACACUAAACAUGUUUCUAAAACCUAAAAUAUGUUUGAAAGUACAGCGCUUUUACGAAAGGCUUUUAAUCAGGCCGUAAUUUUUCUCGUGUGAAUUGUUUACAUUUGCCGUUUUGAAACCGUUUAUGGAUUUCUAUAUACGGUAUUUUAGGUUUUUGGUCAUUGUUGAAGGCCGUUCGGUAACUUAUAUUUGUUAACUAUGGCAUUUGGUAUCAACUGGAGAAUUGUCUCUGUGUCAAUAAUUUCACGUGGUAUUUUAUUUUUUCAAUAUGAGAGUAUGGGUGGGAUGAGUAGACUUCUAACUGCACUAUCUGAAGUUUCUGAUGUGUGAAAAAUGAACAAGAGCAGGUUAUUAAAUGGUUGUAUUGUGUAAAAGAAAAUGUUCGAAAUAUCUUUAUAUUUUCAAUUAAAGAUAAAUGGUGUAGGCACUUUUUAAUUCUGGAAUAUGUGUUUUGACUACUUAAUUUCUGUAUUCUUUAAAAAGUUUUGGAUUUUUUUCUUUAUCUUUGAUUAAAACGCUUUAAAAUUAUCAAGAAAAUGCUUGUACGAUUAAAUUUUCAUGUAGUUUGAUGAAUACUUUAUUUUGUAAUCAUUUCUGUUAUCAGUAUCGUUUUUUAUCUUCAUAGUUGUUCUAUAUACUUUUGCACCCCAUUAUUCUCUGUUCUAAAUAUACUUUGAUCAAUUUUCUCUAUUCAUUGUUUAAUUUUAUCAUUUUCUCUAUUCUGUUAAUCUCUUCGAGACCUUUCUUUAUCAUGCGUCUACUUUCAAUAGCAUUGAAUCGUGUUAUAUCUUAAAAAUUGAACGCAAAAUUGUUCAGAAAGUUUGCUCAAGAUGAAAAAUAUUUUGUGACAGGUUACAAGUCAAAGGAUUCGUUUAAAGGGCAUUAUUUCAGUUAAUAAUUAUUAUUGUAAUAAAAAUGAAUAUUACUUGUUCUCUGGCAAUUUUAUGAAUCUAAGGUUUGAAUAUGAAAUCAUUAUAAGACUUGUUCAUAAGAUGCAUGUAUAAGAACAUUUUUCAUUCAGCUGAUGUUGGUAACAUCAAGGGUCCAAUAGUCCUAAAAUUUAUGUUGCUUUUUGUAAAAUUGUAUACCAGCUUGUGUCUUCAAGCAUUCAAAGACAAAAGAAUGCAGUUGUUAUAUUUGUUACUCGAUCUUUUGAAGAAAUAAAAAUAGAAAAAGUA